AGAUACCAACAAUGAAUCAUAAUUCAAUGGAUAUGGACAUGAAUCAAGGACCUUUCAUGUGGAUGUGGUUUCAUACAAAACCACAAGACACUGUUCUUUUUUCCACGUGGAAUAUUACUAGUGCUGGAAAAAUGGUUUGGGCGUGUAUACUCGUUGCAAUUGCUGGAAUUAUCUUGGAAGCAAUUAAGUAUAACAGAAGACUAAUUCAAAAACGACAAUCACCAAGCAAAAAAGAAAGCUACAUUUCCCGCCUGCUCUCCACAAUGCACUUUUUUCAAACAUUCUUAUUUUUUGUUCAACUCGGUUUCAGUUAUUGUCUUAUGCUCAUUUUCAUGACGUUUUCAAUUUGGUUGGGAUUAGCUGUUGUUAUUGGCUUGUCUAUUGGAUUUUUAAUUUUUGGAGGAAGGAGUGAAUAGUUUUUAUUUUUUAAUUUCAUUUCUAGAAUUUCAUAUAAAUGUUAUCAACAAU
Caenorhabditis elegans is the source of this 468-nucleotide messenger RNA. It is a transcript of the gene F58G6.3, whose product is annotated as Copper transport protein. Gene Ontology annotation, cellular component: membrane. Gene Ontology annotation, molecular function: copper ion transmembrane transporter activity. The transcript is spliced from 3 exons. Gene Ontology annotation, biological process: copper ion transmembrane transport. The record is from RefSeq and is marked reviewed. NCBI's taxonomy places the organism in Eukaryota, Metazoa, Nematoda, Chromadorea, Rhabditida, Rhabditidae. The coding region runs from base 12 to 416 and encodes 134 amino acids.